AUGCAGGAAGAAACAAAUGAUUCGGAGGGAAUUAACAAUUCCGAUGAUAUAUGCAAUAGUUUUCCUCAUAAGCCUGAACCUGUGAAUGGAGAAAGCUCGGUAACUGUGCAGCAAACACCAUCCUUAUCAAAGAAUGCAUUGAAAAAACUUCUAAAGCGUCAGCAUUGGGAGGAAACACGUGAUGCUCGCAAGGCAGCUCAGAAAGAGAAGGAUAAGAAGAGAAAGCUCGAAAAGAGAAGAGCCAUUGAAUUAGGCCUCAGGCCUCCACCCAUUAAAAAAACCAAAGUUCAACAGAUUGCCAGCGAAAUGAAGGUUGUUAUCGAUUUAUCCUUUGAUACAAUGAUGACCGAUGUGGAAAUCAAGUCCGUAACUUCACAGUUGGCUCGAUGUUACUCAGCCAAUCGUUCAACCACGCGUCCGGUUAAUUUAUUUUUUACAUCAUACGGAGGUCGUGUUCAAGAGCGGUUUAAUACUAAACUUCAAGAUCAUGCCAAUUGGAAGCAGGUUGUUUUCGAUGAUCGACCUUAUCUGGAAUGUUUUAACAAAGAAGACUUGAUCUAUUUAACUGCCGAUGCAACAGAAACAUUAAACGCGCUGGACGAAGGUAAAGUUUACAUAAUUGGUGGAAUCGUGGAUAAGAAUCGACACAAGAACAUAUGUUUUGACAAAGCAAAAAAAGAGGGAAUAGCGACAGCUCAGUUGCCCAUCGGAAGUUACAUUCAAUUAUCAACAAGGAAAAUAUUAACCAUAAAUCACGGCAAGUAA
Acaulospora morrowiae is the source of this 765-nucleotide messenger RNA. The record is from the annotation of a GenBank genome assembly. NCBI's taxonomy places the organism in Eukaryota, Fungi, Glomeromycota, Glomeromycetes, Diversisporales, Acaulosporaceae.